UAAUUAUAUGAAAAUUGUUAAGGUCUCGAAGAAACAUAUCCAACCAUGGAAUUGAUAAUUGAACCAGUAACCUGUAUGGGGCGCUUGAGUCAAAUUGCUAUUAAAAUGUGCAUACCCUGGGCUCCCGGUUUUACCAAAUACCAAAUUCUUCGAGAUCCAUCAGCUGAACCAUUUUAUGUUAAUGCUCCAGUUCCCAGCCCUUUUGGCUAUAAUUCUUCGAUUAAUCCCAUUUCAUUAGAAAUAUUUAUGGAUCCAGUAUGCCGAUAUCAUAUAAGUUAUAAGUUUUCCGUUGCGGGUACAAUGGCGAAAAUCGUACAGCAAUUUUAUCAAUGGUUGCCGGCACAUCUAACAGCUAUAAUAUUUAUUAUACUGAAGAAUCAAAUUUGGAAAUUGAAUGAGGAAACUAGUGCAAAAGAUGUUCGACCUCUACAUAGGUACUUUCAAUAUGACUCUCUAUACAUUAUUGCUGGUAAAACUUCUUUUGCUGCAAGAAAGUGAUUUUUAUGGUCGCUUCACGUAAUUUUUUUCGUCAGAAUCAUCUUGUAAAAAAAAUGUACAUAAAACAUUCUACAAGGAUAAGAAUAAAUCAUAUAUACAUGCAGCAUCACGCAAGUAAAGCCGAAAAAUUAAUCAGUACAUGAUCAUUUUACUACUCAUCAAAAUCA
Messenger RNA from Rhagoletis pomonella (apple maggot), 665 nucleotides. RefSeq names its product GPI inositol-deacylase-like. The transcript is spliced from 4 exons. The record is from RefSeq and is a predicted model, not a curated record. Bases 46 to 498 code for a protein of 150 amino acids. NCBI's taxonomy places the organism in Eukaryota, Metazoa, Arthropoda, Insecta, Diptera, Tephritidae.